Messenger RNA from Seminavis robusta, 1659 nucleotides. Lineage: Eukaryota; Bacillariophyta; Bacillariophyceae; Naviculales; Naviculaceae. The record is from the annotation of a GenBank genome assembly.
AUGAUCUCAUGGCUGUUCCUCUGUCUUUUUCUUCUUUUACCAUCAGUAUGCCAUGCCAAUGAUCGUCGUCAAUUACCAGUGGUGGAACCUCGCAUUGUGGGUGGCAGUGCGGCGGCGGCGGGUGCCUUUCCGGGAUUUGCACGGUGGGAUCAAGGGUGUGGAGGAACAUUGAUACUGCCGCAAGUUGUCUUGACGGCGGCCCAUUGUCAUUUGGGCACGCCCGGUGCCAUUCGCGUCAACUCCAUUAGUCGGACGGGCAAUGAUGGCAAUGACUAUGAUGUCGAUUAUGUCCGCAUUCAUCCCAAUUACAAUGGCAAUCGCGAAGAUCCCGAUUGGGAUUUUUCUAUUCUCAAACUCAAAACCAGUGUCCCCAACAGUAUUGCCACACCGGUGAUGCUCAAUGACAAUCCACUCAUACCGUCGUCGCAAGGAGAUCCUCUGGUGGCGGUGGGAUUUGGACGCCUGGAAGAAGGGGGAAAGGAAGACUCGGAGUCGCUCCAACAAGUCACACUCCCCUAUGUGACCAAUGAAGAUUGUUACGAUGCUUACUCGAGUCCACGCAUUAACGAUGCCGCACUCUGUGCGGGACAAGCCGGAUUGGAUGCCUGUCAAGGCGAUUCUGGCGGUCCUCUCUUUCUGGCUAGCACUGCUAGUAGCCAAGAACAAUACCAAGUCGGCAUUGUCAGUUGGGGAUUGGGGUGUGCGCGACCCGAAUAUCCCGGUGUCUAUGCCCGCAUCAGUACGGGAUUUCCAUGGAUUCAAGCCACGGCGUGUUAUCAUGUCGAUGACUAUGACGAGGAUUUUUGUCAAGGCGCUCAUUUCCCCAUUGACUUGUCACUGGAAGUCGAUAUGUUGCUGGAUACAACGUUGUAUCAAAAUUACUCGUGGGGACUCUAUCAUAUCAACUCGUCGACGACGCUCUAUGAAUCGGUCCACUCCGAAGACGAUACUGGUGUCGUGACCGAAUUGGUCAAUACGGGAGCCGGCUAUAUAUCGGUAGCGCGUAAAAAAGAUCGAGAACAACCAGUGGAUUUGCCCGUGCAAGAUCGAGAAGACACAAUACAAGAAGCAGAAGUGCCACCCAAUGCGAUCCAAUUGCAAUUUGACAAUCUACAAGCUGGCACGUAUUACUUUACCAUUCGCAAUCCAUUUGGUACGGGGUUGAUGGGAGCCAACAAUCACGUUGUGGUCACACAAGGAGGAGGACGACGACGGGUCGUACAAGUCCCGCACAAUACGACAUUCGAGACGUUUUAUGGACACUACUUUACCAUUACCAAUGAAUUCUUGGUGAAGGAUAUUCGACAACAACGACAGGAAGAUAUGGCUGCCGACAGUACAGUUGUGGCGACGGUCGAAAUUACCGUCGAUGUCUUUUAUACCACCUACGCCAAUCAAACGGGAUGGGAACUGCGCAAUCUCGAUACCACGGAAGUCUUGGCGGUCGUAUCGACUGGAAACGUUCUCGCACCGUCCCUCGAGUCUUACACAUUCCAUGCCGAACGAGGACACACGUACCAACUACAAUUGCGCGACACGACGGGGCAAGGCAUGACCGGGGGAUGGGCCAGUCUAUGGGUUGGAACGGUUCUGCAAUGGAAAUCUGAUGAAGACGAACCACCCUUUAUCGACGAAUUCACACAUACGUUUGUAUUGUAG